Molecule: messenger RNA, 3240 nt
Organism: Solea solea (common sole)
Lineage: Eukaryota; Metazoa; Chordata; Actinopteri; Pleuronectiformes; Soleidae
Gene: afap1l1a
Product: actin filament associated protein 1-like 1a
Exons: 19
Coding region: 136-2418 (760 amino acids)
Cellular component (GO): cytosol
Molecular function (GO): SH3 domain binding
Source: RefSeq, a predicted model, not a curated record
AGGAAGAGAGGUAAAGGCAGCAGCUCGCCUGCCUCUGAUACAAAAAGACUACAGGAAACACACACACACACACAUACUGUGGAAUAUCUCACACACUACCUGCUUGUGUAUGAAUGAGUUUUAGUUUUGUGGAAAAUGGUGGGACUGUCAUCCACUACUGUUGAGGCGAUGGAGGUGCUGGUGAACGAGCUGGGAGCUCUGCUGAAGAUGCUGGACCAGGAGAACCUCAGCUCCUCCACCCAGGAGAAGAAGACGUCUGUGUGGAACCUCCUGCAGCAGAUCCAGCCAUCAGUGCCAGGGAGAGACUACAUCUACAUGAACUCGGCAGUUUACAGAAAUGGCACCAGCUUUGUCGAGUCCCUCUUUGAGACCUUUGACUGCGAGCUGGGAGACCUGAAGGAUGUUGAAGACGAUAUAAAAGAAGACACGAACACCCAAACCGCCACUUUAAAACAGGCAAGUUGCCAAAACACACCAACCUCGACAGACUCCCCGGCCCCGCGCUCAGCUGACUCUCCUCCCCCUUUGCCCACAACGCCUCCUCCUGAGGAGUAUUAUGAGGAGGCCGUACCUCUGAGUCCUGGAACGAUGCCGGAGUACAUCAUCACACGAGUCCGGUCCAGCCCUCCUAACUCUAUAGAAGAUGGGUAUGAAGAUGCUGAAAAUAACUACCCCACUACCUGCAUAAAUUCACACCGUAAAAACUCCUACAAUGAUUCUGACGCACUGAGCAGUUCAUAUGAGUCGUAUGAGGAGGACGAGGAGGAGAGGAGCCCCGGCGUCCGACUCACUCAUCAGUGGCCCUCAGACGAGAGCUCCAUGCCUCCUGCCAGAGACUGUCGCAUCUGUGCCUUCCUGCUGCGCAAGAAACGCUUCGGCCAGUGGGCCAAACAGUUCACAGUUAUAAGAGAGAACAGACUACAGUGCUAUAAGAGUUCUAAAGACACAUGUCCCUAUGUGGACCUGCUGCUGCCCCAGUGCACUGUGGUCUAUGCACCCAAAGACAGCAAGAGGAAGCACCACGAGCUCCGCUUCACUUUGCCUAAUGGCGAUGCUCUGGUGCUGGCGGUACAAAGUAAGGAGCAGGCCCACAGAUGGCUGAGGGUUGUUAGAGAGGUGUGUGGUCAGAGCGCAGGCCCUGAGGAAUCCGUGUCUCCCGUCGCUCCAAGAAAAACUGAACUUGACAAGAGGUUAUCUGCAGAGAGGAACACGUCAGACUCUGACAGUGUGGGUGUGUCGGCUGGAGACAACUGCAGGGAGAACGGCAAGGUCAAACGAGGGGCUUUGGCUGCAGGCCGUAAAAUCACACGCAUCAUCAGCUUUUCCAAGAAGAAGCCCCCGCGGCCAGGUGAUCCCCGGACGUCCUUCAGCGACCCACGACAAGGCUACCUGUCAGUGCUGGUGAACCAGGUGUGGCGGGAGCAGUGGUGCUGUGUGUGCAGAGGGUUUCUGCUCUUCUACCAUGACAAAGGAGACACUCGAACCUCGCUGCCAUCACUUCCUCUGCAGACCUGUGAGGUGUUGCCGGGACUUGGACCCAAACACCCAUUCGCGUUCCGCAUCGUGCGCAGCAGCACAGCGGUGGCUGCACUGGAGGCGAGCAGCUCUGAGGAACUUGGACGGUGGCUGGGCGUCCUCUUGGCAGAAACGGGCUCUGCGACAGACCCAGAGUCCCUGCAUUACGACUACGUUGACGUGGAAACCAUUGCUAACAUCCGCAACGCUGCGCGCAAUUCCUUCCUAUGGGCCACCUCGUCCAGCAGUGUCUCUACAGACUGCAGAACAUAUGACGAGGUCCCUCAUGAGGAAAUGCAGUCAGGGGAGAACCGCAGGCAGCAGUCUGGGAAUCAAGGGAAGCGCCGCUCAAGUUUCUCAAGCAGCGACUCUGACAAAACCAAACCACUAGUAUCCCUCAAACGAAGUGGCUCAAACGGCAACCAGUAUGGAAGGUAUGGGAAAACACGAGCGGAGGAGGACGCCAAACGUUACCUGAAAGAGAAAGAAGAGCUGGAGCGGGAGAGAGAUGGGAUACGGAAUGCACUGGUGACUGUUCGACAGGAGAAGAGAGAGCUGAAGGAAGAGCUGAAGACAGCCUCUGAGAAGAGAAAGAGCUCCCUGAACAAGCGUUUGUCCCAUCUGGAGGAAGUCUGUCGAGCUAAGGAGGCAGAGAGGGUAGACCUGGAGUUGCGACUGACUCAGGCCAAGGAAAACCUCAAGAAGAGUCAGGCAGGUGGAGCACUGGGUGCACCAGUCGAGGCUAAACCACCAUUUAAGGCCACCAGCAAAAAGAAUCAGUACAGUGAGACAUUACCGGUGAACUGUGCAUCAGAAAUGCGUAGGAGGCCUCCAUCUGUUUAUGCUUCCUCUGGAACUGUCAUGCAGAAAGCAAAGGAAUGGGAGUCAAAGAGAGGAACCUAGGACCUGUAAUCUGACCUGUAAUCCCACUAAGGACAUCAACAUUCCCUAAACGCAGAAACAAACUGUAAUGAAAGAAAUCAGCCACUAGGCGGAGGUACAUCUCACUGAAUAUUUACCCUUGUGUUUCCUUAAGAGGACUUUUUCCAAAUGUGAGGACUUUAAGGAUGUCACAACAUCUGUAUCUAAUUGUUGUCCUUGUCUGUGGAGAUGCAGAUUCAAGGAAUCUUGCGAGUGUGAAAGAGAGACACAGGACAAGUGUUUGAAAAAGCAGUCGUGAUAGAAAGGCAGCACAGAAUUGUGCUGAAUUGUGAAUGUGCCAUACAUGUGAUGUAUGUGUUGGAGACUAGGAGGAAAGGAGGGAGGAGCCAUAAUGUGCCUUUUAUUUGUCAUGAUGUUUUUUUGUUCUGCCUGUUCAUACUGAGCCAUGACUACUGUUAUGUAUACUUUAUACUUUUAUACUGUUCUUUUCUCUUCAUAUUCAGCUCAGUGCCAUAGAUUGAUGGGUUGAGAGUGUAACUACUUUAUUGACUGCACUCACCAGCUUCUUCUCAGGUUGAAGCUGUGCUUUUCUGCUGAAUUAUUUGGUUGGAACAAAACCUUCCAUCCUCUUGGCCAUCUUUUUGAAACCAUCUUUCCGAAUGAGAAAAUCUAUUUCAUUAACCAACGUCUUUGCUGAACCUGUGGUUGUCUUUUGCACUUUAUUGUUCCUCUACCUAAAUAAGGUGUGGAAAUGUCUCGUUUCCCAUACAUGUGUUCAUCUUUUGUCACCCGUUACAAUAGAAAUACAUCAUUUCUUCCUCAUUAAAAAGCACCAACACGUUA